This is a messenger RNA of Gopherus evgoodei (Goodes thornscrub tortoise), 2043 nucleotides long. RefSeq names its product protocadherin beta-1-like. Lineage: Eukaryota; Metazoa; Chordata; Testudines; Testudinidae. The record is from RefSeq and is a predicted model, not a curated record. Gene Ontology annotation, molecular function: calcium ion binding. Gene Ontology annotation, biological process: homophilic cell-cell adhesion. Gene Ontology annotation, cellular component: plasma membrane.
GCACUCAGACGUCGGAAUCCAGACGGCAACGGGUCUGCGCCGGGAACGGGUGACAAAGGAUUACAGGAAAAGGGCGGCUGGAAUAAUUACAAAUAAAGUCAAUAUUGGCGGACAAAUCGUUUUUCCUCUAGCACAACAUAUGAAUGGCUGCAGCAGCUUUGCAGAGAGGCCUGUGUUUUCAGAUCUGACCCUGGAAUGGCUGUCGGAAUGGAGAAUCACUCCAGGAAAAGGCAAGUUCUGUCUUUCUUUCUGUGUCUGUGUGUGUCCCUGGGGGCGUGUGAGACGAUCCGCUAUUCUGUGCCUGAAGAGAAGAAAAGCGGGUCCCUAGUUGCUAAUAUUGCAAAGGAUUUGAAACUGGAUGCAGGGAAAUUGUCUGGUCGCAGUGCCCGGCUGAUUUCUAAAAGCAGCAAGCAAUAUUUAGAGCUGAACACAAGCUCCGGGGAUAUGAUAAUAAAGGAGAAAAUAGAUCGUGAGGAUCUGUGCGGACAGAGGGACCCGUGUUUUCUGCAAUUCGAAAUUGUGUUGGAAAAUCCAUUGCAGCUGUACAGAAUGGAGGUGCAGAUAGAUGAUGUGAAUGACAAUUCCCCUAAAUUCUCUAAAAAUGAAUUCGUUUUAAAAAUACCUGAACAGCUCCCCGUAAAUAGCCGCUUCCCCUUGGAAAGGGCCCAAGAUCCAGAUAUAGGAACAAACGGUAUCCAGAGUUACGCAAUCAGCUCCAAUGAGUACUUUAGUCUUGAUGUGCAUUCCCGGGGCGACGGCAGUAAAUACGCGGAGCUGCUAUUAGAGAAACAAUUAGAUCGGGAGGAGCACGCACAGUUGAUACUGGUUCUCACAGCCGCCGAUGGGGGCCUCCCACAGAGAACCGGCACAGCCCGAAUACGCGUUAAUGUGCUGGACAGCAACGAUAACUUCCCACAGUUUAGUCAGUCGGUGUACAAGGUGCAGUUAAUGGAAAAUAGUCCGAGGGACACUUUGGUCACUAAGGUUGAAGCCAGUGAUUUGGAUCAAGGUUUAAAUGCAGAAAUCACCUAUUCAUUCGGGCAGGUGCCCGACAGAGUCCUCAAGUUAUUUCAGUUAAAACCGUUCACUGGCGAAAUCACUGUUUUGGGGAUAAUUGAUUAUGAAGACGCAGCAAUGCAUGAAAUAGAAAUUCACGCCACAGAUGGCGGGGGUUUAUAUGCGCACUGCAAAGUCAUGGUGGAAAUCAAGGACAUGAAUGACAAUGCCCCGGAAGUGACGCUGACAUCCCUCACCAGCACUAUAUCCGAGGGCUCGUCCCCUGAGACAGUGGUGGCCCUGUUCAGUGUGAGCGACCGAGACUCCAGAGACAAUGGCAGAACACUCUGCUCCAUUCAGGACAAUGUCCCAUUUGCUUUAAAAUCGACACUGAAGAAUUUUUACGAGCUUGUUACACAAAAGCCCCUGGACCGAGAGAAAGUGCCUGAGUAUAACAUAACCAUCACAGCCACAGACCGGGGCACUCCGAGGCUCACCUCCGUGAGGGUCAUCCGAGUUCAGCUAUCGGAUAUUAAUGACAACCCCCCUGUAUUUAAUGAAAGCUCGUACGUCAUGUACCUGAAGGAGAACAACCCCCCGGGCCUGUUGAUUGGAACUGUCCAUGCUGCUGACCUAGACACAGAGCAGAAUGCCAAAGUGACGUAUUCGGCAUUGCCUGGCAACAUCAGUGACUUCCCCUUCCCCUCCUCCAUCUCCAUAAACUCCGAGAACGGGCAGGUGUACGCGCUGCAGUCUCUGGAUUAUGAGCAAAGGAGGGAUUUCCAGGUUACAGUGAGAGCUGCAGAUGGCGGGUCCCCGCCACUGAGCUCUGAAGUCAUUGUCCGAGUUGUGAUAAUGACCAAAAUGACAACGCCCCCUUCAUUUUAUACCCUCUGCAGAACAGCAGCUCCCCCGCUAAUGACCUGGUUCCCAGAUCGGCGGAGGCGGGUUACCUGGUGACGAAGGUGGUGGCUGUGGAUGGAGAUUCCGGUCAGAAUUCUUGGCUUUCCUACCAGCUGCUCAAGGCCACAGACCCAAGUCUCUUCG